AUGAACCCUGAGAGGUACGAAGCGCUGAAGGAAGAGGUCGAUAAGUUAGUCAACAAUGGAUUUAUCCGGGAGGUGCAUUAUCCGCGUUGGGUAUCUAAUCCUGUCUUGGUAAUCAAACCCAACGGGAACUGGAGAACAUGCGUCGACUUCAGCGACCUCAACAAAGCUUGCCCAAAGGACGGCUUCCCACUCCCUCGAGUAGAUCAAAUGGUCGACGCCACGACGGGGCACGAAAUGCUAAGCUUCAUGGACGCUUACUCCAGAUACAAUCAAAUCCCCAUGCAUCCAGCCGACGAAGAGCACACGUAUUUCAUAACCGACAGGGGCCUCUACUGCUACAAAGUAAUGCCUUUCGGCCUAAAGAAUGCAGGGGCUACUUACCAAAGACUAGUGAAUAAAAUGUUCGCUCAACAGAUCGGUAAAACGAUGGAGGUCUACGUCGACGAUAUGCUCGUAAAAAGCGCCAGAGCCAGCCAUCACGUCAAUCAUUUGGGAGAAAUGUUCGGCAUAUUGAGAAAAUACCGCAUGAAACUUAAUCCCCAGAAAUGCGCCUUCGGAGUCGGGUCGGGAAAGUUUCUCGGAUUUAUGGUCAGUAAUCGCGGAAUUGAGGCCAACCCUGAGAAGAUCAAAGCUCUGCAAGAUAUGCGAUCACCAACAAAACCAAAAGAAGUGCAAAAAUUGACAGGUUGUGUCGCCGCCUUAAAUAGAUUCAUAUCAAAAGCCACUGACAAGUGUGUCCCCUUCUUCGACGCUUUGAGAGGAAACAAACACUUCGAAUGGACGCCACAGUGCGAUGAGGCCUUCCAAAAACUGAAGGAGCAUUUGGACAAACCCCCAAUUUUGUCAAAACCAAACGAUGACGAAGAGCUCAGCCUAUACCUCUCCGUGUCCCAACACGCCGUAAGCUCCGUACUAAUAAAGGAAGAAGGCAAGGUACAAUUGCCGAUCUACUAUGUGAGUAAAAGACUCCUCGACGCCGAGUCGAGAUAUAGCGAAAUGGAACGUUUAGCCCUCGCCUUAAUGAUAGCUUCGAGAAAGCUUCGGCAUUACUUCCAAUCCCACACGAUACGGGUUCUCACAAACCACCCGUUAAGACAGGUCUUACAAAAGCCGGAAACAUCCGGACGGCUCCUCAAAUGGUCGGUAGAACUGAGCCAGUUUGAUAUAAAAUACAUGCCGAGAAUCGCUAUUAAAGGUCAAGCGCUCGCCGACUUUCUGGCUGAAUUCUCUCAUAGGCCAACCUACACCCCAUCUGAAGAAACCGAGAUUGCAAGAUGGAAGCUUUACAUCCCGCGAGCCGAAAAUGCAAACGCAGAUGCACUGGCAAAGCUGGCCUCGUCAAAAGAUGCCGACACACUAGGCGUUGUCCCCAUUGAAGAAUUAGAACGACCAACCAUCGAGGAGCGUGCCGAGGCAUUUAGUGUCCCAGAGGGGGAAGAUUGGAUUACACCACUCAUACGGUACCUAAUGGACGCUCAGUUGCCGAAUAGCAAAAACGAGGCUCGACGGAUUAGGUAUAGAGCCGCCCGGUACUUAUUAUACGAUGGCCUGCUCUACCGACGAGGCUACUCAACACCUCUACAACGGUGCCUAGAUGACGCCGAAGCCCAGAAGGUCCUCCAAGAAAUACAUGAAGGGAUCUGUGGUAAUCAUUCCGGGGGACAAUCUUUAGCGCUAAAGGUUUUGAGGCAAGGAUACUACUGGCCCAAGCUAAAAAAGGAUGCUUUCCAGUACGCCCGACGAUACGAUAAAUGCCAAAGGUAUGCCACGAUUCCUAGGGCACCCCCGGAAAAGCUAACUUCCGUUCCCAGUCCAUGGCCCUUCACGAAGUGGGGGAUUGACCUGAUCGGGCCAUUACAUCCUGCACCCGGAGGGUUGAAAUUCGCGAUCGCUGCGGUAGACUAUUACACGAAGUGGGCAGAGGCCAAGGCCCUAACCACUACCACGGAAGCAGCCUGCACCAAAUUCAUGUGGGACCACAUCGUAUGCAGGUUUGGGGUUCCUCACUCAAUAGUAUCCGACAACGAAAAGCAAUUCGACAACGCCGCGACACGCAGAUUUUGUGACGGUUUGGGCAUCCGAAAAGACUUCUCAGCACCAAUCCAUCCACAGUCAAAUGGGCAAGUCGAGGCCAUCAAUAAAAUUCUCAAGCAUACCCUAAAGAAGAGACUCGAUGACCUAAAAGGGAGAUGGGCCGAGGAGCUUCCCAAGGUUUUAUAG
Morus notabilis is the source of this 2220-nucleotide messenger RNA. RefSeq lists its product as uncharacterized. Gene Ontology annotation, biological process: DNA integration. Gene Ontology annotation, molecular function: nucleic acid binding. Bases 1 to 2220 code for a protein of 739 amino acids. The transcript has 2 exons. The record is from RefSeq and is a predicted model, not a curated record. NCBI's taxonomy places the organism in Eukaryota, Viridiplantae, Streptophyta, Magnoliopsida, Rosales, Moraceae.